AGUGUACGGGGCUCCGAGCGUCUCGCCGACCUGUCAACUUACACUACGUCAAGCUCUCAUCUUCUUCUCCUUCUACUUUUACAAUUUCCUUUUGAUCACACUUUCUAUAACUUGCCAAAACUUCACACCAACAUCACUCACAACAUGGACAAGUACCCCUCAGUGGAGCAGCUGGAUGGCGAACAGGGCAACUUCGAGAUCCAGGAUAUCGACGGCCUUACCUUUGAGGAGCGCGAGAACCAACUUCUCGGCAAAGACCAUGAAUUUUCUGAACAGGUCGCCACCAACGAGAAUGGAAAUGCGGGAUACGAUGACCUUCUAGGCGGCGGUGAUGAUGAACCUGUGGAGGAGAUUGAUCAAUUCCAAAGUUCUUUCCCUGAGGUGGAUGCAAGUGGACAAAACGAGAGAGUCGCCCCUGGAGGUACAAUCACCGGCUCCGGUGCCCCCUUCCCCCCAACUGGAUACCAAAGCCCCCCUCAGGCUGAAGACGAGGGUGAUGCCGUUCGCGAAUGGCGCGAGAAGCGCGACGCAGAAAUUGCCCGUCGCGCACAGGUCUCGGCUGAGAAGAAGGACAGCACCGUGAAGAAGGCUCAGGAGGACAUCGACGACUUUUAUGUUUCCUACAACAACAAGGCCGACAAGCACCGUGCUCAGACCAAGGCCGAGGCCGAACAGUUCCUCGCUAACCGCGAAGACACUUCUGCUGGUGGCACCAGCUGGGAGCGCAUUGCCAAGCUAGUCGAUGUGUCCGGAAAGGGCAACGCCGGUGGUGCCAGUGGCUCUGGCAAGGAACGCUUCCGUGAGCUGUUGAUCGAUUUGCGGAAAGACCAGGAGGCUCCGGGCGCUAGCGGGAUCUAG
This is a messenger RNA of Penicillium odoratum, 858 nucleotides long. Its product is annotated as clathrin light chain CLC1. The record is from RefSeq and is a predicted model, not a curated record. The transcript is spliced from 4 exons. NCBI's taxonomy places the organism in Eukaryota, Fungi, Ascomycota, Eurotiomycetes, Eurotiales, Aspergillaceae. The annotation marks the transcript as partial. Gene Ontology annotation, cellular component: plasma membrane; clathrin coat of trans-Golgi network vesicle; clathrin coat of coated pit. Gene Ontology annotation, molecular function: clathrin heavy chain binding; structural molecule activity. Gene Ontology annotation, biological process: clathrin coat assembly; intracellular protein transport; clathrin-dependent endocytosis.